Messenger RNA from Quercus lobata, 1754 nucleotides. RefSeq names its product lipid-A-disaccharide synthase B (gene LPXB). Bases 195 to 1607 code for a protein of 470 amino acids. The transcript has 9 exons. The record is from RefSeq and is a predicted model, not a curated record. Gene Ontology annotation, molecular function: phospholipid binding; lipid-A-disaccharide synthase activity. Gene Ontology annotation, biological process: lipid A biosynthetic process. NCBI's taxonomy places the organism in Eukaryota, Viridiplantae, Streptophyta, Magnoliopsida, Fagales, Fagaceae.
ACAACGUUUAGCUUGAAACUCCGCCUCAUGUAGGCCCUGGACUGGAGAACUUCCUUCUUGCAGUGCCAAAACUGUACGAGAUUGAGGAAACCCAUUUGCUGCCUGCCUGCCUCAACUCACAGAACUUGUCUUGUCUUCAACUCUUUUCUUGGUGGUAUGAAGGAUUUUAGAAUGACUUUUGUUUUGUGCGCAUAAUGCUGAGGGUCAGGGAGUGCUUGGAAAUGUUGUUCAGAACAAUGUGGAAACCGAACAGUGGGAAUAAUGUGGGGUUCUCAAGCCUGAUGAGGAGAUAUAUAUCAGUUUCAGGCAGAUCUGUAUUGGAUGUGGCAGCAAAAGAUGGGGAGUUGAGAGUCUUCAUAGUUUCGGGAGAGGUUUCUGGGGAUUCCAUUGGUUCCCGUCUCAUGGUAUCUUUAAAGAAGCUCUGUCCACUUCCUAUCCGUUUUUCUGGUGUGGGAGGGUCCAUGAUGUCAAGGCAAGGAUUAAUAUCCCUUUUUCCUAUGGAGGAUAUUGCAGUGAUGGGAAUAUGGGAGUUGUUGCCACAUCUUAAUAAAUUCAGACUGAGGCUGAAGGAAACGAUGGAGGCUGCUUUUCUGUUUCAACCUCAUGUUGUUGUAACAGUGGACUCAAAGGGGUUCUCAUUUCGUCUCCUAAAGAAGUUGCGGGCUAAUUACAGUCAGCAAGGAUUGGAUGGUCCUGUACACUUCCAUUAUGUAGCACCAUCAUUCUGGGCAUGGAAAGGGGGUGAAGCAAGACUCAAAGGCCUAGCUGAAUUUGUGGAUCAAGUAUUGUGCAUACUUCCAAAUGAGGAAGAAGUUUGCAAAUCAAAUGGCUUGGCUGCAACCUUUGUGGGCCACCCCAUUCUGGAGGAUCUUUUGGAGUUGAAUUUGGGAAAGGAUAACUCACCACAUGAAUGGAAGGUAGAAGGAGAUUUUGAAGAUUUCAGAAGUAAAAAUGGCAUACCUGCAGAAGCCACAGUCAUUAGCUUGCUUCCUGGAAGCAGAUUACAAGAGGUCACAGAAAUGCUUCCUAUCUUUUCAAACACGAUGGAAUUACUAAAAGAUUCCUUUCCUGAGUUGAUGUCAGUGAUCCACAUUGCUCCGAAUCAGCAUGUAGAGAAGUACAUCACUGGAAUUGUUCAUAAUUGGCCUGUUCCUGCUAUAUUAAUUCCAGGAGGAUUACCUCACCUAAAAUAUGAUGCAUUUAGUGCGAGUAGGGCUGCUUUAUGUACUUCUGGUACAGUUGCUUUGGAGAUGCAGCUUGCACGCUUGCCUUGUGUUGUUGCUUAUCAAGCCCAUCUUCUAACUGAAUGGUUUAUUCGUUAUAAAGCAAAGAUAUCUUACAUUUCCCUCCCCAAUAUUCUCUUGGAUUCUGCAAUUAUUCCUGAAGCUCUCUUCCAAGCAUGCACACCUUCAAAGCUCGCCUCAUUGCUCAUGGAGUUGAUACACAAUGAAAGCCUACGAGAACAACAGAUUGUUGCUGCUGAAAAGGUCACCCGGCUUCUUUACCCUACAGAAAGAAAUAUAAAGAGCUUUUUACAGCGGGAUUUUACCGAUUUCACACCAAGCAUAAUAGCAGCAUCCACCAUAUUAUACUACGCUAAGCAUUGAUGACUGCUCAAUAUAUAUUUACUGAAAAAUAUUGCCCAAAUGUUUUACAUCAUAUAGUUAAUAUAUCUUGUUGGCUCCAAAGAUCGAAGGUAGGGAAUUUCGUGAUCAUUCUUUUUAUUGUGGACAAAUAUACCACGUUUUUUGUUA